Molecule: messenger RNA, 1702 nt
Organism: Hevea brasiliensis (rubber tree)
Lineage: Eukaryota; Viridiplantae; Streptophyta; Magnoliopsida; Malpighiales; Euphorbiaceae
Product: flavonol synthase/flavanone 3-hydroxylase
Exons: 3
Coding region: 568-1563 (331 amino acids)
Source: RefSeq, a predicted model, not a curated record
UCGUUUCAGUUGAGAAGAUGAUAAAAAGCACAAAUUUGUUAAGAGACUCAACCUUUAAUUUGCAUGCUUUGUUUGUAUAGUCAUAAUAAAUGAUGAGAUUUAGUAGCACAAGUGAAUUGGUGCGUUAGAUUAACUCCUAAGCUUCGUAAAAAGAUCGCUUAUCGUGCUAAAUGAAUAAGUUUGAAAUGAAUGAACCUGAAGAACUGGUAUGAUCAGCUCAUUAUAUUCUUUUUUUAAUUUAACUUUUGAAGAAAUUUAUGUUCUUUAAUAACUUGUUAAACAGCAGUUAAAAUUUAGACUUUUAUUAAUGGAUUUGGUUAAAUGUUAUCUUUAAGAAAACCGCAAUUUAAGGACAUUAAAACAGAACUUAUGACUAAUUUAGCUUAAUUUAAGUUGAAUAAUAUUUUGUCAGAUUCAAUUAAGUUCUCCAUCUUUCAACUGAAAAAUUAAUUAAAACAGUAGUUAAUGAUCACACAUUUUACUCUUUCCAUCCAUUAUAUAAGAACAAAUUAACCAAGAAACAGAGAAAAAAAAAAUAAUAAAAAAGAAGAUUAUAUUGGAAUCUCAAUGCAGGUGGAAAGAGUACAAGGCAUUGCCUCUACCUUCAGAGACAACAUCCCUGAAGCAUAUAUUAGAUCGGAACAGGAGCAGCCUGCACUCACCACCGUACAUGGGCUCGACCCUGGCGUACAGGUGAUCGAUAUGAGCGACCCAGAUCAAGAAAAGGUACAUGGUUUGAUCAUCAAUGCCAGCCAGGAGUGGGGAAUGUUUCAGAUUAUCAACCAUGGCAUACCUAGUGAAGUUAUAAUGAAAUUACAGAAUGUGGGUAAGGAGUUUUUUGAGCUUCCGCAAGAAGAGAGAGAAGUUUAUGCUAAACCACCUGGGUCUAAGGAAGGCUAUGGAACAUUUCUUCAAAAAGAAAUGGAGGGCAAGAAAGGCUGGGUUGAUCAUUUGUUCCAUAAGAUAUGGCCUCCUUCUUCAAUCAACUACCAGUUUUGGCCUAAAAAUCCACCUUCUUACAGGGAGGCCAACAAGGACUAUGCAAAACACCUGAAUAGAGUGGCAGAUAAACUAUUGAAGACCUUGUCGUUAGGGUUAGGGCUUAAAGAGCAUGAACUAAAGGAGGCUAUGGGCGGAGAGAACUUGCAAUACCUUCUGAAAAUAAACUACUAUCCACCUUGUCCACGACCAGAUUUGGCUCUUGGGGUGGUGGCUCAUACUGACAUGUCCUCUCUCACCAUUCUUGUACCCAACGAUGUGCAGGGCCUCCAGGCCUCUAGAGAUGGAAAAUGGUAUGGUGUUAAGUAUAUCCCAAAUGCCCUAGUCAUCCAUAUUGGUGACCAGCUUGAGAUUUUAAGCAAUGGAAAGUACAAGAGUGUGCUUCACAGAACCACAGUGAACAAAGAAAAGGCAAGAAUGUCAUGGCCAGUGUUCCUAGAGCCUCCAUCGGAGUUCACUAUAGGUCCUCACCCUAAGCUCGUUAAUGGAGAGAAUCCAGCAAAGUACAAGUCCAAAAAGUUCGAUGAUUAUUGUUAUUGCAAACUUAACAAGAGUCCACAGUAGUAGAUACUGAUAAAGCUCAAAAUUAGUAAUUAUACAUCUCAUUACUUUGCUGAGAAAAAUAUGAUGUUGCUAUAUUUGGGAUGUCUAAACAAUCUCUCCACCAUGCAAGCAAUAGAUUGAGUUGCCACUGGGCGUCUAA